AUCUAGCUGGUCUUGCAACAAACAGCAGCCCAGGAGAGACAGAGCAGGCUCUGCAGUAUCAUGAUAGCUCAAGGCAUCUCGAGGCUCAUGAGACCCUUGCUGGGUGGGCUGACUGCCAGCAAAAUUCGUUUGGUUGCUCUCUGUGGGGUGGCUGAGCAGCGUCACACAGCAGCUACACACGGGUCAGAAAGAAGCUUUAGCUCCACACUCAAGCUCCAGGAUGCCCCUGGGGAAUCAAGCUGUGCAGAGCAGGUGACGGUGCACUUCGUAAAUCGGGAUGGAGAGCGGCUUACAGCCACAGCCAAGGAAGGGGAGAGCCUGCUGGAAGUGGUACUCAACCAAAACUUGGCCAUUGAUGGAUUUGGUGCAUGUGAAGGGACGCUGGCCUGCUCCACCUGUCACCUCAUCUUCGAGAAGGACGCCUUCCAAAAGCUGGGUGCUAUCUCAGAUGAGGAGCUGGACAUGCUGGACUUGGCAUAUGGACUCACUGAGACAUCCCGGCUUGGCUGCCAGGUGUGUGUCAAGAAGUGGAUGGAUGGCCUGACGGUGCGGGUCCCCAUGGAUGUGUCGGACAUCAGGAGCGAGCUGGAGGUUGGAAAGCAAAGCAAGCAGUAGCUGGAAACGACUCCUGCACAAAACCCAUCCUCAUUUUAGGUGUGGCAGAGUACUUUUGGUUAACAAUACUGCUUUUUGUGGCUGGCUUGUGCCUGAUUCAGUGUAAGUGCCUGCUGAGCAAAUCUCUUAUUGAAACGAAGCUUCAUUCUAGGGUCUUUGGUACCUGACUUAAGUGCUUAAGUGCUUAAGUGCUCUGCUGAACGCGACUGGACUAAAGCGAGUGGCUGGCUUUACCUUUCCCUGGGUGGGUGACAGCAAACAUCUGUGCUGUGUGACUCACCCUCUCCUUUGAAAUGUAAGGAAUUCUGCUUAUCCUAAGUAACUGCUGGGAAUUUUUGCAAGGCUUGGCUCUCUACACUGCAGAGCAGAUUUUUCCCCGUUUGGGGAGCUUAAGGAAGAGAUUGCUGUUCCAACUAGAAGACAGCAUGCCGACUGGCUUGGUGAUACAGACUGAGUUUGGUUAGGGAGAGCAUGCUGACAGCUGCUGGAAUGCUGACAUUUCCUGAAGGAGGGACCCACAGCCUGUGAAUCUCAGGUGUCACUGAGUUGUUCUGUGCCACGAUCUGAUACUUUCUCCAGACACU
Messenger RNA from Dryobates pubescens (Downy woodpecker), 1199 nucleotides. RefSeq names its product adrenodoxin. Gene Ontology annotation, molecular function: 2 iron, 2 sulfur cluster binding. The record is from RefSeq and is a predicted model, not a curated record. NCBI's taxonomy places the organism in Eukaryota, Metazoa, Chordata, Aves, Piciformes, Picidae. Bases 61 to 615 code for a protein of 184 amino acids. Gene Ontology annotation, cellular component: mitochondrion. The transcript is spliced from 4 exons. Gene Ontology annotation, biological process: P450-containing electron transport chain; positive regulation of oxidoreductase activity.